This is a messenger RNA of Hippopotamus amphibius kiboko, 2798 nucleotides long. RefSeq names its product small nuclear RNA activating complex polypeptide 5 (gene SNAPC5). Lineage: Eukaryota; Metazoa; Chordata; Mammalia; Artiodactyla; Hippopotamidae. Bases 35 to 331 code for a protein of 98 amino acids. The record is from RefSeq and is a predicted model, not a curated record. The transcript has 4 exons. Gene Ontology annotation, cellular component: nucleus. Gene Ontology annotation, biological process: transcription by RNA polymerase II; transcription initiation at RNA polymerase III promoter.
GCGCCCCGGCCGGCUGCCGGCGAGAAGAGGCGCGAUGUUGAGCCGGCUUCAGGAGCUGCGCAAGGAGGAGGAGGCGCUGCUCCGCUUGAAAGCCGCUCUGCACGACCAGCUAAACCGGCUCAAGGUUGAAGAACUGGCCCUCCAGUCAAUGAUUAGUUCUAGAAGAGGAGAUGAGAUGCUGUCUUCUCAACCUGCACCUGAACAGUCACAUGAUCAGAUGUUGGUGCAUGUAGACAAUGAAGCAUCAAUCAACCAAACUGCGCUGGAGUUGAGCACAAGGAGCCAUGUGCCAGAAGAGGAGGAGGAGGAGGAAGAAGAAUCAGAUUCCUGAAGAGGAGAAGAGCCAGGCUUGGUGUUAGGACCAGCCCUGACAAACACUUCCUGCCAAGGAGCCCCUGGUCCUCAUCUCCACAGCACCGUGGCUCUUCUCCAACAGAGGACAGAUGCCUGACCCCAGAGGCCGGGGUUCAGCGUGUGUGAAGUGAGGCUGAGGAACAGGCCAGAGCCGGAAGAGCGGGGCAGUGCUCCCCCAGCAGGACGGCACAGGGAGGCGCCCCAACAUGAACCCCUCCCUCCACCCAAGCAUGUCCCAACCUUUCCUCCCUGCAACUGGACCACGAGGCCCUGAGCUCCCUCACCUUCCAGUGUUUCCAUGGCCUGUUUAGAAAUGACCUGCUAGGCCUUGUUAUAAAGCAAAAGAGCGGCACUGGCUACAGAGACAGGAGACCUGUAUUCAUAUCCUGGCCCUGCUGCCUGCUCUACAUGCAGCCUUGAGCAAGUCCCUCCACUUCUGUAGUCUGUGGUCUGUGUGUCAGUAAAGCGGUGAUAACAAUUGCAGCUCUUGCAGCCUCACCGGAUGGAGACCAGGAUCAGUCAAAUGAACUGUGGGCAUUUAAACAGCACGCAUGUUACAGGAUCACAAAGAAUGAUUCUUUCAGGGGCUGCCCUCCAAGAUCAGCAGUUCACAGCACCAGACGCCCGCUCCCUCACUCCCCCCUGCUGCUCAGACACCACUCUCCAGGCCACAGCUGCUGCUCAGGAGUGGCUGCACUGCCUCUGUGACUGUCCUUGUAUCUGAUUUGUAUUCACAUGGCAAGCCAGCCUCCUUUUUUGCAAACUUACAUAACACCACCUUCCUCCCUCCCUGGCUGUCUGCUCCUGCUUCCCACCCCCCACCCCACCCCUCUAGGGAACUACACUGCCUGGGAGGCUGCAGAGAUCCGUGGGGGUGGGGGUCAGAGGGGAGCAGAGGGAAACCCUCAAGGGGGUCUUCCUGCUUGAUCACAUCCAUCCUAGAAGCCAAAUGCACACACAGUGCCCCUCCUGGUGACCCUGAAGGCCUGACAAGAAGCUGCUUGGAAGACCUGGGCACGCUACAUCCCUCCACUCCAGAGCACGUGGCUGGAGCUGCCAGGCCGGGAAAUGCUCCUCCCCGGCAGCCCCAGCCAAGUCGGGCUCUUCUCUGGGGGCAGAAAAGAGGUCAGAUAAGGCCAGAGAUAUUAUUUCCUCCAAUUGUCAGCCUCCUGCAUUUGCUUCCCGCAAGCACUGCCCCUCCUUCCUCUGCUCCCGUCCCCAGCAUCUUCCUUCCCCAGCCUGCCUUGCACAGUGACUGGCACGCCUCCAGUGGGACAGCCCCUGCACAGAGCCUACAGUGGCUCCCGUCUGCCUUGCAUAUGCAGUACAGUCCAGCCCCCUCCACCCGCCUUUCCGAGCCCACUGUCCUGCUCACUUCUGCACCUUCUUGCCACAGCAUGUCUCCAUGUCCACCCUGCCCCUUUCUCAGGCUCGAGCUCACCUGCCUCUCUAACUGUGCUGGUCCCCUCACCUAAAACAUCCUCCUUUCCCACCCACCCUCUCACCUCUACAUCCAGGUGCCUGGUUCUUUUGAGUGCCCUUCCCAACGUGGAAUACUGCCCUGCUCCAGAGCCUGGGAGGUUUAAUUGGGCUUCCUCCCACAUCUUUCCUAGCAGCAGCCUCAAACAUAGUUCACAUCACAGGCCCAGGCCUUCUCUACUUCCCAAGGCCUCUCCAGGCCUUGGGUUCUCUUUCUGACCCUCCAGGAUUAGGAGAGUGAGGCUGGGAGGAGCCCCCGCAUGUGGUGGGCCAUGCUGCAUUCCGUAGGAAGCAUCUACAUCCUCUAAGCUCCCAGGCUGACAAGCUUCCCUAGGAAACCUACAAGACGCUAAGGUCUGAUAUCCAGAUCUUGCCCAGGCUCUGCAACAAUAAAGAUGGAUAAACCCUCCUUCAAAAACGAAUAAGGAGGUGUUAUGAAAAAACUAAGUGGAAGAAAGUAUUUUCUUCUCUGAUGUUUUCUGUGCCAGAAAUAACUGGUGUUCAAAGCCUCCUGGUUUUUCCCCCAUGAGCACAUGAUUUUAACUUGACUUCUGAGCAUUUUCUACUCCUCUUUGGACUAAAGAAUUCACCGGGGGGCUUCCCUGGUGACGCAAUGGUUAAGAAUCCGCCUGUCAAGGGAGGGGACACGGGUUCAAUCCCUGGUCCAGGAAGAUCCCACAUGCUGCAGAGCAACUAAGCCCAUGUGCUGCAACUACUGAGCCUGUGCACUAGAGCCCCAAGAGCCACAACUAUUGAGCCCACGUGCUGCAACUACUGAAGCCUGAGGCACCUAGAGCCUGUGCUCCACAAGAGAAGCCACUGCAAUGAGAAGCCCACACACCUCAAUGAACAGAAGCCCCCCUGCCACAACUAGAGAAAGCUGGGCAGCAACAAAGACCCAAGUGAGCAAAUAAAUAAAUAAAUUUAUUUAUUAAAAAAAAAAUUCAGCAGGGUCACUUGUUUUC